This is a messenger RNA of Triticum aestivum (bread wheat), 1008 nucleotides long. RefSeq names its product APETALA2-like protein 1. The record is from RefSeq and is a predicted model, not a curated record. Bases 64 to 1008 code for a protein of 314 amino acids. The transcript has a single exon. Gene Ontology annotation, molecular function: DNA binding; DNA-binding transcription factor activity. NCBI's taxonomy places the organism in Eukaryota, Viridiplantae, Streptophyta, Magnoliopsida, Poales, Poaceae. Gene Ontology annotation, biological process: regulation of DNA-templated transcription.
ACCAAAACUUGGCGCAUCUUUGCUUCUCCUUGCGGCGGCGCCGAAGGGUCCAGCGCGAGCGUGAUGGUGGUGACGGCGGAGAGUGGUCUGCGCGCGGCCGCGGAGGCGAUGGCCGUGGAGCACGAGGUGUCCGUGGGAGUCCAAGAUCCGGGUCUGCGUGCGUCCGUGGAUGCGAAGCCGGUGAAAGCCGUGGUUCGGAGGAGGAGGAAGCGGCCGGAGGCCCGAACCGAGUUCCGCGGCGUGACCCGGACAGGCAAGGGCGCGUACCGGGCGCAGAUCACGGACCCGAAGGCGAAAGCGCAGAUGUGGCUCGGCACCUUCUGCACCGCCGAGGAGGCCGCCAGAGCCUACGACGCCGCGGCCGUCAAGCUGCACGGCUCGGCGGCCAAGCCCAACUUCAAGCAGCCACCCAUGGCCGCCGCCGCUGACGACGGCGUCGCACCACACCUCUCCUGGGCCGCAGCCGAGCCGUCCUACUCACCGGUGAAGAAGAAGAAGAGGAAGAGUGUUAGGCAGUUCCGCGGCUUGUUCCGGACACUAGGGGGCAGGUACGGGGCGGAGAUCAAGCGCCGCAAGAUUCUGCGGCAGCUCGGCACCUUUGACACCGCCGAGGACGCCGCCAGAGCGUACGACGCCGCGGCCGUCGAGCUGCACGGCGCGAGGGCGGUUACCAACUUCAAGGCGGGCAGCGGCGUCUCCGAGUCGUCCGGCAAAGCGGCGGGGAGCGUGAACGUCAAGGUGGAGGAGCCGGCGGCGGCUAGGCCGGACGCGAGGACCGAGCUCCAAGGCGUGCACCGGCAACUGGGCGGCGAGUGCAGUGCGCAGAUAUGGGACCCGAAGGACUUUGACCUCCUCGACGACUUCACGGAGCUGCCGGCGCUCGACUUCUCGGACAGCCUGAUCCCAGGCCCGCUGCUCGCCGGUCUCCGGGCCGACCUGCCGCCGGCGGAGCGGCAGCUGAUGGACGAGUUCAUCAAGGACAUGGACUUCAACGCCGAGGGGAACUAA